UCACACUGCGAAGCCCACCUGAUUGAGCGAAUUGCAAUACAUUCGAAACUGCGAAACUACUUUACUUAACAGAUAGUGCGUGCCAAACAAAUACAACAUUGUUGCGAUUUCGUUGGGGGCGUGGCCACAACAAAUCCCCUCCAGUGCAACAACAACGCAGCACGUGGAGAGCAGAAGCAGAGGCGAAAAAUAGGGAAAAUCCCGGGAAACCCCACGAAAUGAAGAGCAACGUCAAUCAGGGCGGUUACGCCCCACCCGGUUUCGGAUCCGGAUUCCAACCGAAUGCUCCGCCCGCCGAGGGAUUUGGCUACCCACCGCCCAGUGGCGCCCACAACGCCCCCUAUCCCCCCAACGUCCCUGGUCAUCCGCAGCCACAUCCACAGCCGACGCCGCCCAUGAAUUACGGGUUUACGCCAGGUCCUCAGCAAGCCGGAUACGCACCAGUUCCCCAGAUGCCGCCGUACGGAGAAGCGCCGCCCUACGGCGCCGGACAACCACCUUACGUGGGUGGUCCAGGUGGACAGCCACCUUAUGUGGGUGGUCCAGGUGGACAGCCAGCCUACGGAGGAGGAGCACCACCUCCACAGGCCUUUGGAGGGUAUCCCCCAGGACCAGCAGGUCCUCCAAGCGCAUUUGGCGGAUAUCCACCGGGACAGCCACAACAGCCCAUCGUCACGCAGCCGGGAAUGGGACCGGGAAUGGGUCCGGGAAUGGCCCCACAGGGCGGACCAGCAGGAGACUGGAUGAGUAUACCUACCGGAAUUCCGAACUGUCCGCGCGGAUUGGAGUACCUUACGACUAUCGACCAGCUUUUAGUUAAGCAGAAGGUCGAGCUGCUGGAGGCCUUCACGGGUUUCGAGACCAACAACAAGUUUACGAUCAAGAACGCCCUGGGUCAGAAGGUCUAUUUCGCGGCGGAGGACAACGAUUGCUGCACGCGCAAUUGCUGCGGUCCUGCGCGUCCCUUCGACAUGCGAGUCUUCGACAACUUCCAGCAGGAAGUGAUCCACAUGCACCGCCCGCUGGCCUGCUCCUCCUGUCUGUUCCCCUGCUGUCUGCAGAGCAUCGAGGUGUCGGCGCCACCCGGCAAUGUUAUCGGCAGCAUCGAACAGGAGUGGUCCAUCUGCUCGCCAUCCUUCCGCAUCCUUAACCACGUUGGCGACACGGUGAUGCGCAUCGAAGGACCUUUCUGCACCUUUUCGCUCUGCGGCGACGUCGAGUUCAAUGUUGUUUCGCUCACUGGUGAGAAGAUCGGCAAGAUCUCGAAGCAGUGGUCCGGCCUGGCACGUGAAAUUUUCACGGAUGCGGACUUCUUCGGCAUCAAUUUCCCACUGGACUUGGAUGUGCGCAUGAAGGCCGUUCUGCUGGGCGCCACAUUCCUCAUAGAUGCCAUGUUCUUUGAAAAAGCCGGUAACCGAGAGACCGAUGGGCCCGGAAUGCUAUAGGAAUCAGGUGGUGGCUUGUGCAUCGAUUGUUUGUGCCUGGGAACUAAAUGUGGCGAUUGUGGCGAUUGUGACGAUUGUUGCGAUUGUAAGGAUUGUGGCGAUUGUGGCGAUUGCGGCGAUUGCGGCGAUUGUGGCGAUUGCGGCGAUUAACUGUUGUACAUUAUCUUGAGUUGCUACUUUAUACAAUUAUCUUCCCGGUGAACAACCGCGUACUAGUCUUCUGUACAAAAUGCUUAUUGAUGAAAAUGGAUCGCACUAAUGGAACUCCUUGUUAAUUUUGAUACUGAACUGAACAUACUGAACUCAGGCUUCCCACGAGAGAGGAAGAUAAACGCUUUUCAACGCUUAGAUUUAUUUUUCUUGCGUAAACUUGUGUUAAGUAUUCAACGAAUAAUCUUCUUUAUUUAUGAAUUUAUAAUGAAGCGCUGAAGCGACAACUAACUAACGAAUGAUUCGUUAUUGAACCAUGUACUUUAAACUGUAUUUUGAGUGUCUUAUGGAUAAAAGUAUAUAUUUAACCUUGCCUAUUGUUAAGCAUCAGAGAAUAUAUAUAUGUAUACCCCUACUGAUAUUACGAAACAGUAGAUUUUCUUUUUAUGUAUGUAUUACAACAAAUGUUAAAUAAAUCAUAAACCAAAAUAUGUA
Molecule: messenger RNA, 2090 nt
Organism: Drosophila yakuba
Lineage: Eukaryota; Metazoa; Arthropoda; Insecta; Diptera; Drosophilidae
Gene: scramb1
Product: phospholipid scramblase 1
Exons: 5
Coding region: 219-1445 (408 amino acids)
Biological process (GO): plasma membrane phospholipid scrambling
Cellular component (GO): plasma membrane
Molecular function (GO): phospholipid scramblase activity
Source: RefSeq, a predicted model, not a curated record